Messenger RNA from Micropterus salmoides (largemouth bass), 1057 nucleotides. Its product is annotated as CD209 antigen-like protein A. The transcript is spliced from 5 exons. Bases 139 to 693 code for a protein of 184 amino acids. The record is from RefSeq and is a predicted model, not a curated record. Lineage: Eukaryota; Metazoa; Chordata; Actinopteri; Centrarchiformes; Centrarchidae.
UUAGCUGCAGAUCUCUCGGCUAUCAAAGCCAACCUGACUGAGCGUCUCCAGAACAGUGAUAUCAAGUUGUCUUUUCUGACUGAAGAAAGAGACCUGCUGAACGCCAGCCUGGUUGAAAUAACUGAAGAGCUGAACAGCAUGACUGCAGAUCUCUCAGCUAUCAAAGCCAACCUGACUGAGUGUCUCCGGACCAGUGAUAUCAAGGUGUCUACCCUGACUGGAGAGAGAAACAUGCUGAACAACAGCCUCAUUAAAGUGACUGAAGAGCUGAACGGUCUGAAAUCAUGUCCUGCAGGAUGGAGGAUGUUCAGUUGCCCCUGUUAUUUCCUCUCUAAUGAGUCUGGUUCCUGGGAAAAGGGUAGAGAGGACUGUAAAACCAGAGGAGCAGAUCUGGUGGUCAUAAACAGCUCUGAAGAACAGAUGUUCCUCUCUAACUUCACCAAGGAAGAAAUUAUGGCUUGGAUUGGUUUGACUGAUAGUGUCAAGGAGGGGACCUGGAUGUGGAUUAAUGGAGCUCCACUGUCUCUACAACCUUUUCAGUAUUGGCGGAGUGGGCAACCUGAUAACAAUGGAGGACAUCCUUCUCUUGGGCAAGAGGACUGUGCCCACAUCAUAUAUGGAGGGGAGGGAAACAACUGGAAUGAUUUGUCAUGUAAAACCAAUAUGAGAUGGAUCUGUGAGAAAAUGGUUUAGCAUUGGUGCAUUAUUGUGUGUUUUCUGCUUCUACUGCUAAGAUAUAAACAUAAUUCCUUUGCACAAGUGUGUAAGGUUUCAUACAAUUUUACUCACAGGGGGCGCUACAGUAACAUUAAUGAUAUUUCUACAAUUCUGGGAAUUUGGUGCACAAGUUCACCAUAAGCAUGUGCACAACAAAGAAGCUGGACAUCUUGUGGCCAGUUAAAAAAUACUUUGUGUUUUGGUGAAUAACUCCUGAACUGUGAGGCAAAGACAAAGCAUUCAAAUGUGGUGUUAAUAGCGUCACCAUGUGGUUGGUUGUAAAACGUUUUUGACCUUCAUUUCAGAGUAUCAUUAAAAUACUUUGAGAUUCUCAAAGGUG